AUGAAGCGGCAGAAUGUGCGCACGUUGGCGCUCAUCGUGUGCACCUUCACCUACCUGCUGGUGGGCGCCGCGGUGUUCGACGCGCUGGAGUCGGAGCCGGAGAUGAUCGAGCGGCAGCGGCUGGAGCUGCGGCAGCUGGAGCUGCGGGCGCGCUACAACCUCAGCGAGGGCGGCUACGAGGAGCUGGAGCGCGUCGUGCUGCGCCUCAAGCCUCACAAGGCCGGCGUGCAGUGGCGCUUCGCCGGUUCCUUCUACUUCGCCAUCACCGUCAUCACCACCAUCGGCUAUGGCCACGCAGCACCCAGCACAGAUGGUGGCAAGGUGUUCUGCAUGUUCUACGCGCUGCUGGGAAUCCCGCUCACACUCGUCAUGUUCCAGAGCCUAGGUGAGCGCAUCAAUACCUUGGUGAGGUACCUGCUGCAUCGUGCCAAGAGGGGGCUGGGCAUGCGGCACGCCGAGGUGUCCAUGGCCAACAUGGUGCUCAUCGGCUUCGUGUCGUGCAUCAGCACGCUGUGCAUUGGCGCCGCUGCCUUCUCCUACUACGAGCGCUGGACCUUCUUCCAGGCCUAUUACUACUGCUUCAUCACGCUCACCACCAUCGGCUUCGGCGACUACGUGGCGCUGCAGAAGGACCAAGCGCUGCAGACGCAGCCACAGUAUGUGGCCUUCAGCUUCGUGUACAUCCUCACGGGCCUCACGGUCAUCGGCGCCUUCCUCAACCUUGUGGUGCUGCGAUUCAUGACCAUGAACGCCGAGGACGAGAAGCGUGACGCGGAGCACCGCGCCCUGCUCACGCACAACGGCCAGGCGGGUGGCCUGGGUGGCCUGAGCUGCCUGAGCGGUAGCCUGAGCGACAGCGUGCGUCCCCGCGACCCAGUUAUGUGCCCUGCGGCCGCGGGCGGCAUGGGUGUGGGCGUGGGUGGCAGCGGCUUCCGCAAUGUCUACGCUGAGGUGCUGCACUUCCAGUCCAUGUGCUCAUGUCUGUGGUACAAGAGCCGGGAGAAGCUGCAGUACUCCAUCCCUAUGAUCAUCCCGCGGGACCUCUCCACGUCUGACACAUGCGUGGAGCACAGCCACUCGUCGCCUGGAGGCGGUGGCCGCUACAGCGACACGCCCUCGCACCCUUGCCUGUGCAGCGGGACGCAGCGUUCGGCCAUCAGCUCGGUGUCCACGGGCCUGCACAGCCUGGCUACCUUCCGUGGCCUCAUGAAGCGCAGAAGCUCGGUGUGAACCACAGCCAGGCCUGGAGCACCUGUGAGCCAGCGGGGUGGAGGUCCUGCCUGUAGAAGCCGCAGGAGUUGACUGGGAGGCCUCCCCCAAAAGACGCCUUUGGGCCCCGUGGGAAGUCCCCAGUCCACCACUACCACCUCUAUUCUUCCCCAGCCCCUAAUUUCCAACUGUGCGGGCUUGUACCAGCCAACAGGAGGUCGGGCUCUGAGGACCCCUGGAGCCCCUUUCCGAGCCCAACGAAUUCCGAGAAAUGUGAAACUUGGGAGGUGGGGAAGGCAGCCACUGGGAAUCUUUCAGAAAUCUGAGAAGCUCCCCAGUCCUCAGAGGCCCUGCUGGAACCCAGAACCCUUACCUCCCAAGGGGACUUCUGUUCUCGGUUUUUUGUUUUUUGUUUUC
Arvicola amphibius (Eurasian water vole) is the source of this 1626-nucleotide messenger RNA. RefSeq names its product potassium two pore domain channel subfamily K member 3 (gene Kcnk3). The record is from RefSeq and is a predicted model, not a curated record. The transcript has 2 exons. Gene Ontology annotation, biological process: stabilization of membrane potential; potassium ion transmembrane transport. Lineage: Eukaryota; Metazoa; Chordata; Mammalia; Rodentia; Cricetidae. Gene Ontology annotation, molecular function: potassium ion leak channel activity; open rectifier potassium channel activity. Gene Ontology annotation, cellular component: membrane. Bases 1 to 1230 code for a protein of 409 amino acids.